AUGUGCUUUGAAAUCUGGAGUUCGGCCGGUGCUCGGACGCUGGCAGCUCAUCCGAUAACCUCGACCUUUGUAUCGACCAAGAGCAUGUCUCAUAUUCUGCUCGUGUCUCAAUCCAAAGCCCACCAACCUCAUCGAGACGUGCAGCCCGUUGAAAAGAGGUGUUCGGCGCCAGCAAUCAGACGCGCAAAUAGGGCUGAACCUCAUUGGGCGGGCGUUGCAAGCUGCAUGAUGAGGCCAGAUCGUGCAAGUACACGGCAACCAGAACCGCCCACCUCGAAAUGCAAAUACAGUAGAGCCGACAUAAAGGGCCCUGCAAGACGGAACAAGCUCAACAUCAAGGAUGUCCCGAGUCGGCGGGGGAUCAACGGCAAGAGCCACUGGUUGACAUGGAUCCCUUGCAACACCCCGUGGCAUUUGACUGUCAACGAGGUCUCCUUUGCCCAGGGGGUGAAGCUUGACUUUUGGGUUGUGUCUCGCAGUGAAGUGGUCAAAAGCAAGGAGGUGCGUCUCAAAAGCUCCGGCCUGUCUGAACCCGUGCUGCUCCGCCACAUCGAUGGAGCACCCGUCGUCUACCUAGAACCUUGA
Messenger RNA from Neoarthrinium moseri, 585 nucleotides. RefSeq lists its product as uncharacterized. NCBI's taxonomy places the organism in Eukaryota, Fungi, Ascomycota, Sordariomycetes, Amphisphaeriales, Apiosporaceae. The record is from RefSeq and is a predicted model, not a curated record. Bases 1 to 585 code for a protein of 194 amino acids. The transcript has a single exon.